GGCCCCCUCAGGCUCCGCGGGCGCCGCCCUCUCCCGCGCCCUCCGUGGAGGCCGGCGGGCUCCGGCGGACGCAGCCGCCCUCGGCUAGGGGCAGGGCCCGCUGACAGCCGCUCGGGUUGAGCGGGCGGCUGCGACCGCGGGCCGGAACCCCGGCAACCUGCGGCCGCCCGGGCGUGGUGGAGCGGGAAUAUGGCGGCCUCCGCCUGCCUCUCAGCCCACCAGCCCCGGAGCGCCGCCUCGGCCCCGCCUGGAAGCCGCGGGAGUCGGCCCCGAGCCCGUGCACCGGCUGGCGCCGGAGACCCCCUGCCCGGCUCCCCGCUGGCAGCGCCGGAGACCCCCUGCCCGGCUCCGCGAGGCCGCUGUGCGGUGGCCUCUGUCUUUUCCCGAGGUUAUUCCUCAAACGCCAUUCGAUGCUCCUCGUUUUUGAAAAGGCACGCGAUGUUUUCACAGCCAAGUCACCGAAUGUCCCCUGCUCCACCGAGAUGGAACUUAUGGGUGGCUUCUGGGAGCAUGUAAAUCUGUGCGGGAUGAAAGAAAAGAAUCAAAAAAUUUAAAUGGGAAAAUCAAGAUUUGUUUCUAGGUUUUUUUUUUUCUUAUUUUUCCUUUUCCACUUCCGGUUAAGUUUAUGUAAAAGUGUUGCGUAUGUGUUUCGUGGUGAUCUUCCCGAUAAGUAACAACAAGAAGUUUGCUCCUUCAGGCUUGAUUUGGCCUGAAAGCUGCAAAAAGCCAAGCUCUUCCGCCUCCAGCCUUGAUGGAAACCGAGGUCUUCAGGGUAAAUGGUGUUUUCUGAAGAGAAUCGCUGUUCCAUGUUUGCUGGGAGAUGCUCCUGGUGCCACGGCUGUGCUACUGCUGCAGGCCAGGAAUGCACCCUGGGUUCAUGGACACCAGGUGUGCGACUUCCUUCCUUCAUUUAUCAUUUCCUCCAGCCCUUCACACACACUCCAAGCCAGCACUUAGAUUAAGCAAGCCAUCAAAACAUAAAAUCUAUAUUUUUAAAAAGGAUUUUUGGCCAAGGAAAAUGAUUGAGUUUCACCUUGGCCAGGAGAGUAGAAUGAGCAAAUUUAUACGAAUGACUACAAAGAACCACUACACUUGCUAUGGAAUGAAAAUUUAAAUAUCAGUGACAAAAGAAAUGAAAAGAAUGGCAUUCAAUAUGCAGUGAUGUAAAAUGGCUUCACGGGAAAACCUGAUAUGGUUGUAUCCUGUAAUACAUGGAUAUAUGUGAGUAGGAGAAAUACAAAACACUGGAAACCAAAUAGCUCUCUUGAGCUUCAAAUUGGGUUUCCUAGCCUAGUGUCCUCUGAGACUUGAAAAUGUCUUUCAAAGUGUGCCAGAAAACUAUCAGAAGACUAUCAGUACAUUUGACCUAUUGCUUGAUGAAAGAAAUUAAACUGCUUCAACAGAUCUCAGAUAUAAACUUUUGUCAUCCCCUAUUCUCAGCAUCAGAGACAUACCCUGGCUGGCUGUUACUAGAUAUAUGAAUUGUCAUGACAAGUAUUAGGAACAAAUCAAGAAGUGAGGAAAACCAAAACUCUAGUGAUAAAACAAUGUCUAGGUAUCAAGAAGGAAGCAGGAAAAGAAAGUCCUAUUCUGAAUGCAGAUGAAUCCAAAAAUUCUUUGAUAUUAUCUGGAAAGCAUGUGCCUAGCAAAUAUUCCUACAACCAAAAUCAAACAAUCCAUGCAGAAAUUACUGAUGUUGACUCUG
This is a messenger RNA of Oryctolagus cuniculus (rabbit), 1705 nucleotides long. The record is from RefSeq and is a predicted model, not a curated record. NCBI's taxonomy places the organism in Eukaryota, Metazoa, Chordata, Mammalia, Lagomorpha, Leporidae.